GGCCAAAAUAAUCAAACGGCCACCAGUGGCCAAAAUCGCCAAACGGCCACUAGUGGCCAAAAUCUCCGAACGGCCACCGGUGGGAAAAAUUGCCAAUCGGUCACAAGUGGCCAAAAUCGGGGAACGGACACUAGUGGCCAAAAUCGCGAAACGGCCACCCUCUUUAGUAUGCCUUUAUCGAUUAAAUGGAUAGAAACGAUACAACAGAGAGAAUGGCAUCGCGUUAAUUAAUGUAAAACAAAUAGUACACCGAAAUUUACAUAAGGCGGAAAAGGUAAUGCUUCUGACCAAUUUUAAACCUAACGAUAAAAAUCGAUUCAGUUUUUUGUAAGGAGAUCUUCCUUAUGACCCCUUAGCCCUUACAAUGCUUUACUGAUAAGGACAAAGACGAGGUUGACGAUAAGUUGGAUAACGAUCUUGGCCGACAUCCAGUUCUCUUGACGUCACGCCUGACCAAUUACGCAUAAAUCUGAUCACUAAUUGAAAUUAGAUUUCUCGAUGAAGCUGCUGUCACGAAACUUGCCUUACUAGGAAAAGAGGUUCCGUAGGUUCCAGUUCAAAACACAAUUGAAAAAGUUCCCAAUCUAUUUUUGUUUCAGCUAUGCUUUCUCAUAGGGCUGGCUAUCAGCUUCUUGCCGUUUCUCAGCGUCUGCUGCCAGCACUGCCAACUCGUGGAAUCGCGACAAGUUUGUUAACGUCGAAAAAAUUCAACUCUCCUCUGACACCAGACGAAGUACCCAGAGCAGCAGGAUUUCCCACAAUGCUACGCCUUCCUAUGCAGUCUACAGCGGAUGGUUUGGAUGCGUGUUUCCUCGGAAUUCCAAUGGACAACGGUAGUUAUGCGCAUCGAACUGGAGCGCGCAUGGGUCCGCGACAAAUCCGCUGUGAAUCUUGUUUGCUGCGUCCUCACAACACACACACGGGUGCUGCACCUUACGAGUCGCUGAUGGUCGCGGAUGUUGGUGACGUAUCGGUCAACGUUUUCAACAUUGAAGCCAAUAUUAAUAUCAUACACCAACAUGUUGCCAGCAUUAUCAGUGAUGGAUGCAAACCUCUGAUCAUGGGCGGAGAUCAUACUAUCUCAUACCCAAUUCUAAAAGCCAUGAAGGAGAAAUACGGUCCCGUAGGACUUGUACAUCUUGAUGCUCACCCAGAUACAUCCAAAACCACGUUUGGAGAAAAAAUUUCAAACGCCACGCCAUUCCGCUUGGCAGCUGAAGAAGGACUGCUGGACUGUGAACGAGUGGUCAUAAUCGGUCUGCGAGGGUCUGGAAACAGUCCCAUUGACUACGAAUAUGGUAGAAACCUGGGUUUCAAGAUAGUUCCCGCUAAGUACUGCUGGUACAAAUCUAUGGCGCCUUUGAUGGCGCAGGUUAGAGAACUUAUGGGAGACGCACCUGUUUACAUCACUUUCGACAUCGACGCAGUGGAUCCUGGUUAUGCACCUGGAACAGGGACACACGAGAUUGGAGGUUUGACGUCAAUUCAAGCCUUGGAGAUAAUUAGGGGCUGCAGAGGAAUGAAAAUCGUUGGUGGAGACUUGGUAGAGGUUUCGCCUAUGUUUGAUGUACAAGGAGCAACUUCGAUCCUCGCUGCUAAUUUUCUAUUUGAGAUGCUGUGUGUUUUGCCGGGAGUAGUUUACAAAGAUCCACCUGGGUCAGAUUUUGAGUUCUGAGCCCGAGAGUUCUACAGAUUUCAGCUUUGUUGUCAGGCCAGUAUUGCGUGACGAACACACGAUAAGAAUCUGUGCCUAAUUUAUUGCAAAUUAUUUUCGUCAAAAAAAAGAAUAAUGAUAAACCAUUCAAAGCUUGUCAAAAUUCAAUAAAAUCUGUGAAAAAUAAAUGGAAA
Messenger RNA from Stylophora pistillata, 1848 nucleotides. Its product is annotated as agmatinase, mitochondrial. Gene Ontology annotation, molecular function: metal ion binding; agmatinase activity. The record is from RefSeq and is a predicted model, not a curated record. NCBI's taxonomy places the organism in Eukaryota, Metazoa, Cnidaria, Anthozoa, Scleractinia, Pocilloporidae.